Messenger RNA from Peronospora matthiolae, 294 nucleotides. The record is from the annotation of a GenBank genome assembly. NCBI's taxonomy places the organism in Eukaryota, Oomycota, Peronosporomycetes, Peronosporales, Peronosporaceae.
AUGAAGAAGAAGCGGAUGAGGACCUUGAUCGGAGGUGACGGUGACGUGGGCAAACUCGUAGCUUUUCGGCAUGGCGCAAGACACUUGAAGGCCGAUCGAACGAAGCCAAUGGCGGAGAUUUUAACGACCACCAAGCUCGAUCUUUGGAAAGCUAGCAGGACGUCGUCACCAGAGAGAGUUGUUGGUUUGCUGAAGCUGGAAGGCCGACCAGCAGCUUUUACAGCUGCGAAUCUGGAUAUGCUGACUAUGUUGGACAUUCCAACAAGAAUUGAAGCGGUGCGCCGCCGUUUUUGA